This is a messenger RNA of Parastagonospora nodorum SN15, 990 nucleotides long. RefSeq lists its product as hypothetical. NCBI's taxonomy places the organism in Eukaryota, Fungi, Ascomycota, Dothideomycetes, Pleosporales, Phaeosphaeriaceae. The record is from RefSeq and is a predicted model, not a curated record. The coding region runs from base 1 to 990 and encodes 329 amino acids. The transcript is spliced from 2 exons.
AUGGCUCUUCACUAUCUGCGACAAGCAGCCUUCAUUACCAUACUAGCACAAUUGGGUGCCGCACAACGGCCCAGUAUCAUUCCCGAAGAUCUUGCUGGCGGGCUCUCGGGCGGAACAGAUGUUCAGGUGUCAUACACGGGAGAAGCGGUCAAUGGCUUCUCAGAUGGCACAUCCUUUAGCAAAGAAGCCGUAGCACAAGAACCUACCUUUGCCUUGGGCGACAGUGCAGGCAUAGCACCUGGUGUCUUGUACACCAUCAUCAUGGUCGACACAACAUGCUCAGACAAGCGUGUCCUCCACUACGCACGAGCAAACUUCAAGAACAACUUCGACAUCACAAACAUCAACACCACCUCCCCACCACAAUUAGAAUACAAAGCCCCCGGCGCCUUUGGCGAAACCGGCGACAACCGCCAAUACAGCUUCCUCAUGUACGUCAACCCACGGCGGCAGCAAAUCGACAACUUGCAACUCCCCGCCGAGGGUGAGGCAUUCGAUGUCGAAAAGUUCCAGACCGACAACAACUUCCAAGAGGCGACUGGUGGAGUAGGCAUGGUUGUCAAGCUGGGCGGCCAGGCGGAUUGUGCCGGAGGUCAGCCAAACGAACUCCCCAGCAACUUGCCAUCCGCAAGACCUCCUCGCUCGUCGGCCGCGAAUGCGGGACCAACAUCGUCAGCAGCGGGAGGCUCAGGUGCAGUUACAUCGGCGAGCCAGCGUCCUACGCCCGUACCGUCAGCAUCGCCGAACAACAGCAGCGGUAGUGCGCCGCGUCCUUCGGACCCAGCAGCGGCACCCAGCCAGGGUCAGGAUGGCGCUCCUGCGUCUACAGUCGUCCUGAGCAGUGCCGGACCCAACGGAGCGGUUCAGCCUUCACGCACACCUAGUGCCAAUCCUGCAGAGCAGACGGCGAACGCUGCGCUUUCCCUUUCGGCUGGAUCGUGCGGGUUCAUGGCACCAAUGGUUGCGAUGGUUGGGUUGGUUUUGUGGUAG